AUGUCAAGCAUCGAAAAAGCGCUGCGAGCUCUGAGGAAUUAUCCGACGGUCUCGGCUUACAAUAUCAAGGACCUCCCAUAUAGCAAACCGCCUAAAUACCAUGGUCUCCAACGCAAAAAACGGGGCCUUGGUCACCGAGGUAUGAGCCAAUAUCAGGCUUGGCAACCCCUCGGUACUCUCAAGGAGCGGACUCCUUUCUACAUAACUGUUCCCACGGAACCAUACAAUGAGGACCAUUUAUCUCGGCGCUCUCUCAACCGUCUUUCACUUCUCGAUGUUCAGCGCCUGAUCGACCUGGCUCGCAUCGACCCCACGCAGCCAAUUGAUAUGUCGACAAUAUGCAAUACCGGCCUUUUUCGGCUGGAUGCUGAAAAUGAGAGACAUUAUGGAUUUCACUUGACGGAGGAGGGCAUGGAUUCGUUUGUGACGUCAAUUAAUAUCGAGGUGCAGUAUGCUAGUGAAGCGGUUAUUGCUGCCGUCGAGAGGGCUGGAGGGGUCAUCACAACACGCUACUAUGAUUUGCUUUCGGUCCUUGCGAAGUCGGAUCCUUACUCCUUCUUUGAGAAGGGGCUUCCUAUACCACGUGGCAAGAAACCUCCACACGACGCCCUCGAAUACUACACCAACAGCGCGAACCGCGGCUACUUGGCGAGUCCGGAAGACAUUGCAGAUGCUCGGGCCUGGCUUGCCCAAAAGUACGGCUACACUCCAGUCAGCAUUGAUUCCAGCCCUCUCAAAGAUCUUCUCUCAAUUCGAAAGGAGCCUUGGCGUAUAUUCCACGGCCUCGAACCCGGAUGGCUUGUCAGUCUUGCAGACAAGGCAGUUAUCAAGCCGAUCGGUAGCCAGGAGCACGAAGAAUUCUAUAAAACCUAA
This is a messenger RNA of Mesocestoides corti, 873 nucleotides long. The record is from the annotation of a GenBank genome assembly. NCBI's taxonomy places the organism in Eukaryota, Metazoa, Platyhelminthes, Cestoda, Cyclophyllidea, Mesocestoididae.